AAGGACGAUGUCGAUUUGGAGAGUAUCUGCAGGGAGGUAACGUUCCUGAUGAAUACUCGUCCGUUGGAUUAUGCUAACUCUGACGAGCCAUCUGGCGAGUUUGUCGUGGUUACGCCUGAUCAAUUGGCUCGUGGAUUUACUCGUAAGCGAGGUUGCGUCCUCGCUGGUGGCUCUUCUACUCUUCCUAUUUCUCACCGCGUUAGAGCAGUGCGGUGUUAUUUCCUGAAUGAGAUGUUCCGCGACAUGAGGAUGGCUGUCGCUCGCUCUAUGGGGUACCAGAGCUUGAAGAACAAGAUCCUGAAGCCUACGAUUGGUGACCCAGUGCUGAUCUACCAUCCGGAAAAGAAGCUGAGCCCCGGAUACCGUUUGGGUCAUGUGAAGGAUCUGCUAGAUGAAGGUAGAAGGAUCCGUAUUGUCUUAACUGACGGUAGCGUUGUUGAUCAUCAUCACUAUAAUGUUGUGCCGAUUCUGCAUCACCCUCAAUUGUCGGGGCAGAGGGGGCGUAUUGAGGAUUGACGAGCCCGGUCUUGCUUUGUUCGUGCGUGCAGUCCUGUGUACGUGCGUGCCCCGCAAUUGAUGGUGUUUUUUCCCUGAGCCAUUAUAUUAAAUGACAUUGAUACGCUCAAUCUCAGUUUCACAAC
Perkinsus marinus ATCC 50983 is the source of this 641-nucleotide messenger RNA. RefSeq lists its product as hypothetical. Lineage: Eukaryota; Perkinsozoa; Perkinsida; Perkinsidae. The coding region runs from base 49 to 516 and encodes 155 amino acids. The transcript has a single exon. The record is from RefSeq and is a predicted model, not a curated record.